Molecule: messenger RNA, 2265 nt
Organism: Chilo suppressalis (striped riceborer)
Lineage: Eukaryota; Metazoa; Arthropoda; Insecta; Lepidoptera; Crambidae
Source: the annotation of a GenBank genome assembly
CCCAAAAUGAUAUCCAUACCCAAAGCUAUAAUAGAAAUAUUAUAACAAUUCAUCCACGCAGUAAAAUUUCGAGUUUUAUCAUAAAUAUAUUCUUAAAAGAUGAAUAGUGGCGUCAUUGUUUUGGUUAUAUAUGUUUUAAUACUUACUACAAUUUCAGUUGACUCUUCAACUUCCAGUUCAGAAAUUCGUGAAGCCUCUAAUGAAUUCCUCAAUAUUAGCACGACUAAUCGCAAUAUCAAUAUUUCAAUCAGUUUAUCCUCUGAAAAUCCUCCGAGAAAGGUAUCAUUAAAGAAAUGGCAAGUAGGCAGAGUAAGUAGAAAACAUUAUGAAAUUGUAAAUAUGCUUUGGAGAAAAACAAAGUUGUUUAAAAACAAUGAAGUGAGCAAGACUACAGCAAUUGAUAGUAGAACGGAAAGAAGGAAAUCAACUCGAAGACGAAAAGCACCUCUUACUGUGCAUAAGCUUCAAUUCCAAACUACUACUUCUACACCUAGCUAUAUUGAAUUUUACUAUCUUGAUGAUAAUGAUGAACGACUGAAACGAACAGAUACUUUUAUUAAAAAAGCUUAUUCAAGAGAAAAGCACAAAGCACAGUCAAGACAUCUCACUAGAGACAAUACCAACAAAAAACGAGAACGGUACCCUAUCCAGUCAUUCCAUAUUAAUAAACCCGGAUUUCAGUUAGUCGUUCCACCUUCACAAACGAGUAACCCUAAUUUUCAUCAGAAACCAAAAUUGCACAGUAAAACAUUUUAUGACAAACAAUCCAUGUAUGAUUUCAUAAGAAAUAAACUCAAAUCUAAAAGUGCCAUUUUGGCAAAAAUUCAAUCCACUUCAAAGGCAACAAGUUCUGAAAAUUCUUAUAGUGGUGAAACAUGCCCAGCCACAUUUGAUAUUAUCCAUGAAAAUUCCACUGCUUUACUGUCAUCAGAAAAUAAUUUUAUUAAAUAUGAUACUACUUCUACGGAAUUUUAUGACAAAAUUAAGUUUUUUGAAAUUUAUGACCAACAUACUCAAUCGCCUGAAAAUAAAUUAAUACUUCUCAGCCGAGGUUCAGAAAAUAAGAUCCAAGAAAAUUAUGUUGAUUCUAAACAAGUAUUACUCGAAGAUAUAAAUAAGAAUAUCGGUCACCACGACGGGCUUUAUCAAAAACAUGUUAAGAAGCACGUUCAUGACGAUAUCAAAGAAGACAACAAACACAAAACAAAUAAUAACAACAUUGAUGAGCUGACGAACAUAAAAUUUCAAAUGCAUUCUGAAAAUCACACCUAUAAAUACCAGAAAUCUACAAGCAAACUUCAUAUUUUUACGACAGAUGAGGAGAAGUCCUCGAAUUAUACUUUGGCAGCUGCGAGAAAUGCAAGCAAACCAGUUUUAUGGUCUAAUUAUCCUUUUGCUGCUGUUUAUAUUUACGAACCAUCUCAAAUCCAUUGCGAUGCAGCGGCCUUGAGUCCUCAUUGGCUACUUGCCUCUGGAGCAUGUCUCUCUCGCUACCACAGUCAGGACCCAGUAAACGAAGGACGAUCGGCUUUUGUGUCUUACUGUAGUGAAAAUUGGUGGCAGCCAGAGCGAGUUAUUUAUGUGAAGUAUAUUAUUGUGCAUCCGCGAUACCACCCCAAUGAUGAGAUAAGGAGAUAUAUGUACAACAUAGGUCUUAUUCAGAUAGCAGGAUCGAUGGCAUCUGCUUGCUUUAACUGGAGCCCUAUAUCAAUAAUGUCUCACCAUUUUGCAGCAAGUUCAGGAGGAACCUUAGGCGCAGCCGUUGGUUGGGGUCUAGACAGAUAUGAUGUCAGAUAUUUCGGAACACAUGUGCCUAAAAUUCCGCUGCAUAUUUACAAGGCACUUACUUACUCAUCAUAUUGCCCUGGUGAUACAGGUUACAGUGAAAUGAAAUCUAAGAAUGAAGCAGGUGUCACCAAAAACAUUUACUGUUUACUUUUACCACCGUACAGAGGUGAAGACGACGACCCUGUACAUGGAAGUAUGCUAUUAGUUGGAGGGAAAUUGAUAGCCCUGUACAUACAGGAAGAAAGGCGUUCUUGGGGUAUACAAUCUGCUCAAUACACGGGGGUGUGGCGGCUCGUACCUUGGAUCCAUGAAGUGGCUCGUGAACCGGAAAACGCCGAUUCUUUCAAUAUAGACAUAUAAAUCCAUACAAUAAAAAUGACGAGUGUGGUGAAACUUAAAACUACUUUUAUUUUUUAUAUAUUUUGUGUCUGUUUUUGUCUUUGCUUUACAAUUUUAUUCGUGUUGUGAUAAAUCGAC